UAGGUCGCACUUCGCCGACUCAUUUCGUCCUGGCCUUCUAUUAACACAUGCCAAUGCCUUUCCCUCCAGUAAAGUUAGGAAGGAUUAGAUGAACCAAAUCUCAUGGUCCUUCCAAACCUUUCGUCACCUUUUGAAGACAUGCAUUGCCCACAAAGACCUCCUCAUAGGCAAGUCUCUCCACGCACUCUACAUCAAGUCCCUCGUCCCUCCUUCCACCUACCUCUCCAACCACUUCAUCCUUCUAUACUCCAAAUGUGGCCGCCUCUCCGCGGCUCGCCACGUCUUCGACUGCACACUAGACCCCAAUGUUUUCUCCUUCAACGCCAUCAUUGCAGCGUACGCUAAAGAAUCCAAGACUGGUCUUGCCCACCAACUAUUCGAUCGAAUCCCCCAACCGGACCUUGUUUCUUAUAACACUCUUAUUUCUGCUUAUGCUGAUCGCAGCGACACUGAACCCGCUUUUUGCGUGUUUGCGGGAAUGAGAGAGACGGGUCUUGACAUGGAUGGCUUCACACUUUCUGCUAUGAUCACCGCUUGUUGUUAUGGCAUUGACAUGAUUAGGCAAUUGCACUCUUUGGCGGUGUCCGGUGGGUUUGAUUCUUAUGUUUCGGUUAACAAUACGCUCGUAACGUAUUAUAGUAAGAAUGGGUUUCUGGAGGAGGCGAAGAGGGUGUUUGAUGGGAUGGAAGAUGUUAGAGAUGAGGUGUCUUGGAAUUCGAUGAUCGUGGCGUAUGGACAGCAUAGGGAAGGAGCAAAAGCGCUGGGAUUGUUUCAGGAAAUGGUACAGAGGGGAUUUGAUGUUGAUAUGUUUACUUUGGCAAGUGUUUUGACUGCAUUUACGUGUGUGGAGGAUUUGUUGGGUGGGCUUCAGUUUCAUGCUAAGUUGAUAAAAACUGGGUUUCACCAGAAUUCUCAUGUGGGUAGUGGUUUGAUUGAUUUAUAUUCCAAGUGUAGGGGUGGUAUGUCAGAUUGUAGGAAAGUUUUUGAAGAGAUUCCUGAGCCGGAUUUGGUUCUAUGGAACACAAUGAUUUCGGGGUUUUCCCAGAAUGAGGAUUUUUCUAAAGACGCUCUCGACUGCUUCCGGCAGAUGCAGCGUAUCGGUUACUGCCCUGAUGAUUGCAGCUUUGUCUGCGUGAUUAGUGCAUGCUCCAAUUUGUCAUCUCCCUCUCAAGGAAAACAGAUUCAUGCAAUGGCAAUGAAAUCUGAGAUUCCUUCUAAUCGAAUUUCAGUGAAUAACGCUCUGGUUGCAAUGUACUCAAAAUGUGGGAAUCUUCAAGAUUCAAGGAGGUUAUUUGAUAGGAUGCCAGAGCACAAUACAGUUUCUUUGAAUUCGAUGAUUGCAGGUUAUGCUCAACAUGGUAUUGAAACAGAAUCACUACGUCUGUUUCAACAAAUGCUGGACACAGGUAUUGCCCCUACAAGUAUAACAUUCAUCUCUGUUCUUUCUGCAUGUGCACACACUGGAAAAGUUGAGGAGGGUCAGAGGUAUUUCAAUAUGAUGAAAGAGAAGUUCAGCAUUGAACCAGAAGCAGAGCAUUAUUCAUGCAUGAUAGAUCUUUUGGGUCGUGCUGGCAAACUGAGUGAGGCUGAGAGGCUGAUUGAGAUGAUGCCAUUUAGCCCUGGAUCCAUUGGGUGGGCUGCGUUACUUGGUGCCUGUAGAACGCAUGGAAACAUGGAGCUAGCAAUAAAAGCCGGCAAUCAUUUUCUUCAGUUGGAACCUUCAAAUGCUGCUCCAUAUGUCAUGCUUGCCAAUAUGUAUGCCAGUGCUGGAAAAUGGGAAGAGGUAGCAGGAAUUAGAAAGCUUAUGCGAGAUAGAGGUGUGAAGAAGAAACCAGGUUGUAGCUGGAUGGAGGUGAAUAAGAGGAUACAUGUGUUUGUGGCUGAAGAUAGUUCACACCCGAUGAUAAAGGAAAUUCACCAGUACUUGGAGGAGAUGUUGGGGAAGAUGAAGCGAGCAGGUUAUGUGCCAGAUGUGAGAUGGGCUUUGGUUAAGGAUGACGAAACAGGGCAGGGAGAGAAGGAGAUAAGGUUAGGGUAUCACAGUGAGAAGCUAGCUGUUGCAUUUGGGCUGAUCUCGACUAAAGAUGGGGAGCCUAUUCUUGUAGUGAAAAACCUAAGGAUUUGUGGGGAUUGCCACAAUGCAAUUAAAUUUAUCUCUGCCAUUUCUGGGAGGGAAAUCACUGUUAGAGAUGCUCAUAGGUUUCACUGCUUUAAGGACGGACAGUGCUCAUGUGGGGAUUAUUGGUAAUCCCAGAGCGUACUGAACUUAGCCUUUUCACUGCUUCAAUAAAGGGCAAUGCUCAUGUAGAGGCAUACCGGUGCUGUCUCAGUCUCGAAGAAGGCAUAACACCAGUAACUCGAUCGGCAAACAAAGCUAUCUACUACCCAGCCACUGGCGCAGUUCUAACUUAUGGAACCGACCAAAAUACAAAAGCUUAUCGAAACUGUCAAAGCAGUCAGUUAAGAUCAAGUUGACACAAUUUUGAUUCUUUCUUUGUCUGGGGCAAGCCAUCCAGUAGACCUUAUUCAAAC
This is a messenger RNA of Alnus glutinosa, 2532 nucleotides long. Its product is annotated as pentatricopeptide repeat-containing protein At3g49710. The coding region runs from base 89 to 2248 and encodes 719 amino acids. The record is from RefSeq and is a predicted model, not a curated record. NCBI's taxonomy places the organism in Eukaryota, Viridiplantae, Streptophyta, Magnoliopsida, Fagales, Betulaceae. Gene Ontology annotation, biological process: RNA modification. Gene Ontology annotation, molecular function: protein binding; zinc ion binding; RNA binding. The transcript has a single exon.